Linepithema humile (Argentine ant) is the source of this 1342-nucleotide messenger RNA. RefSeq names its product juvenile hormone acid methyltransferase (gene jhamt). Gene Ontology annotation, molecular function: S-adenosylmethionine-dependent methyltransferase activity. The record is from RefSeq and is a predicted model, not a curated record. Lineage: Eukaryota; Metazoa; Arthropoda; Insecta; Hymenoptera; Formicidae.
GAUACCAGAAGAAUAAAAUUCGUUCGCGAAGACGGACGAAGAGUCAUUUCUUAAACGAGUGUCGUUGAAUAACCACCAAAAACAAAGUUGAAAGUCUGUAAUAGAGCAGUAGAGAAACCAAGCUGAUAUUGUAAACUAUCAUUCAGCGUUUUUGAUUCGCAGCAAAACAUAAUAAGUUAAGCUGCGUACAAUAACAAUAACAAUAACGAUAUAAUUAUCAACGGAUAACAUGGAUUUCGUUGAGGACUACGUCGAAGCAAGUGAUUUACAACGUCGCGAUGCAAAAGAUGUUAUCGAUGAAUUUUGUUAUGAAAUAAAAAAAAUGCAAGGGAAUUGUCUCGAUAUCGGAUGUGGUCCUGGUUUCGUUACAAAAAAAUUGUUAUUGCCUAUUUUGGAACAUGACGUGCAAUUAGUAGGUGCUGAUAUAUCGGAAACCAUGGUGAGCUAUGCCCAAAAACAUAACGCAGAUGAAAAAUUAUCAUACAUUGUACUGGAUAUCGAAGCACCGGAAUUACCAAGUGAUCAAAUCGAACGAUACAAAAACAUUUUAUCUUUUUACUGUCUCCAUUGGUGUAAUGACUUACGGUUUGCUCUCCAAAAUGUUUACAAAUUACUACAAUCAGAUGGAAAGGCUCUUAUCGCCUUUCUAGGGCAUCACGGCGGAUUCGACGAAUACGUGCGGUGUAAGCAAAAUCCGCGUUACCAGCAAUACCUUCAGGAUGCGCACCGUUACGUGCCAUAUUUCCAAAGAAUGAAAAUUUCUACAAACUACAAGACUUCUAUAGAAAUAAGUUUGCGAAAAAUGCUGCAAGAUAUAGGCUUCAAAAUUUUACACUGUAGCAAACGCGAAAAGAGCUAUCGCUACUCAAAACAGAGCCUUAAAGAUCAUGCGUACGCCGUUAACCCUUUUAUUCAUCGGCUCCCUGAUGACAUAAGAGAAGAAUUUAUUGACCAUUUGGUCAAUGAAAUAAUAAGCCACAAUGGUCUAGUUCCGUUUGAAAGCACCAAGAACGAACAAGAUAUGUACAAAAACAUCGUAUUGAGAUAUUAUCUUAUGAUUGCAUAUGUGCAAAAAUUGCCAGCAGCCGCUUAAAGUGAUGUAAAGUGCCAAAUGUAUUUAUUUUAUUUUAGAUAACGUUUCUUCUUUAUUUAAGAUAUUUUAAAUAAUUAUUUAGAUAAUUAUAAUAUUAAUGAUAAUAUAACAUUGACUACUAACCAAUAAAUACUAAUAACAUUAAAAUUUUAAUGUUAUAGACCAUUAUUAACCAUCUUGUAAAAUAAAUAAAUGCAAUUAUGCAUAUAAAUAUAUAUACAUAUACAAAUAAAUGAAAUAUUAGGAAAA